ACCAAACCAAACCAAACCCUAGAGAGAGAGAGAGAGGAUUUGGAGGCGGAGGAGCAGUCCAUCGACCGAGGGGGAACAAGAGGAGUCGGAUCGGGAUCGGAGGAAGAGAGGAUUGAGGGGGGAAUCCAAGAUGCGGGGCGGGACGGUGCAGAUCAACUGGCACGACCUGCAACCCGUGCUCAGCCUGGACUUCCACCCCGCCUCCCGCCGCCUCGCCACCGCCGGCGCUGACCACGACGUUAAGAUCUGGGUGAUAGCGUCGGAUGGUUCGGACGACAAGCUCCCCACUGCCACCUUCCAGAGCGGCCUCUCGCCCAACGGCACCGCCCACAGCUCCGCGGUGAACGUUCUCCGCUUCUCUCCUUCUGGGGAAUAUCUCGCUUCCGGUGCUGAUGGUGGCGGUAUUAUCCUGUGGAAAUUGCAUUCCACCGAGGAUGGCGAUGCUUGGAAAAUGCACAGGACGUUAUUGUUCCAUCACAAGGACGUUCUUGACCUACAGUGGUCGCAUGACAGCGCGUUCCUUGUUUCUGCGUCAGUUGACAACACUUGCAUAAUUUGGGAUGCUAAUAAAGGCACGGUGCAUCAGAAGUUAGAGGGACACCUGCAUUAUGUUCAGGGUGUGGCAUGGGAUCCUUUGGGUCAGUAUAUUGCUUCACUGAGCUCCGACAGAACCUGUAAAAUAUAUGCAAAUAAGCCUCAAGGCAAAUCGAAGAACGCAGGGAAGAUGAACUUCGUUUGCCAGCAUACGCUGGUGAAGGUAGAAUAUCAGAAUCAUGAUGAAUCCAAGCCGCCAGUUAAGUCUCAUCUGUUUCAUGAUGAGACAUUACCAUCUUUCUUCCGGAGGUUGGCAUGGUCACCUGAUGGCUCUUUUCUAGUAUUACCAGCAGGUCUUUCUAAACACUCCUCUGAAGUGGUUAAUACCGCUUAUAUAAUGCCAAGGCGAGAUCUCUCAAGGCCUGCGAUACAACUCCCUGGGGCAAGUAAAGCUAUAGUAGCAGUGCGCUUCUGCCCUGUUCUUUUCAGAACGCGUGGUUCUAACUCAGAUGGAUUCUUCAAGCUUCCUUAUAGGGUUGUUUUUGCUGUUGCUACUUUGAACUCUCUAUAUGUCUACGACACUGAAAGUGUUCCUCCAAUUCUAAUACACGCUGGUCUACACUAUGCUGCCAUUACAGAUAUUGCAUGGUCUUCUGAUGCUAAGUACCUGGCAGUGUCAUCACGAGAUGGCUACUGUACUAUAAUAGAGUUUGAGAACGAGGAACUGGGGCAGCCUCAUAUCCUAUCUGGAGCAAAGAAAGUUGCUGAAGGAAAUAUCACAUGUGAAAAGAAGCCUUUAUCGGGAGAUAGCAUGGAAGUUGAUGUUGAUGCCAGCAAACUUGAGAUGGAAGCCAGCCCUGUGGCUGUAGGAGUUACACUGCAACCGGUGUUGGCCGAGAACGCCACAUUGAGAACAGGGGAGGUUGCUGAAGGAAACGUGCCCUGUGAAAACAAGCCGGUGACAGUAGACAGUAUGGAAGUGGAUGUUGGUGCCAACAAAGUUAAGAAGGUAGUGAGUCCUGUGGCUGUCAAAGUGACACCGCCACUAGUGUCGACCACGAACAGUGCAUCAAGUAAGCCUACCAAGAAGCGAAUUACUCCAAUUGCAAUUAACUAAGCAACAGAAGUAGUUAGGAUUAUGAUAUCUUCUGUAGUGAUAUUAAGUACUGGACAUUAAGUUUAGGUUAACCUGUAAAGAAGUUCAGUUUGCAGCCAUGUUCACCUUCUGCCCUAGUCCCAUAAAUUCUCUUGCUGCUCUUGACACAAUGGGGGGAAUAUGAACAGAAAGAUUGUUAUGAAGCAAUAUGCAGCCACUAACCGGCCUAUACGAGCA
Molecule: messenger RNA, 1867 nt
Organism: Phragmites australis (common reed)
Lineage: Eukaryota; Viridiplantae; Streptophyta; Magnoliopsida; Poales; Poaceae
Product: chromatin assembly factor 1 subunit FAS2 homolog
Exons: 13
Coding region: 131-1651 (506 amino acids)
Biological process (GO): DNA replication-dependent chromatin assembly; nucleosome assembly
Cellular component (GO): CAF-1 complex; nucleus
Molecular function (GO): protein binding
Source: RefSeq, a predicted model, not a curated record